ACCUUUUGACUGUUUAAGACUAUAAACCCAAAAAGUAAAAAUCGUAGGGUUUUUGACAUUUUUAUCACCUUCAUUUCAUCACUCUCUCUCCUACCUUCUUCACUGCAGACAACAAUGGAGUCGCACAAAGAAGAACCCAAUACUAACUUACUUGAAAAAAUCGACGCUUUAAAAGCUCAAAAAAGCGACAUUGAAGCUCGAAUUUCAGCCCUAGAAUCUCAGCUUCGAGAUUCUUCGAUUUCCAAACAAUCCCCAUGUAACGGUUCCUUCCCUUCAAUCUCCACCGUCGAUUCCAAUCGCAACCGCCAUGGAUUACCGUCCGAUGCUAUUUACCGUUAUAGUCGUCAUCUUUUGCUCCCCUCUUUCGGCGUUCAAGGGCAGUCAAAUCUGUUGAAGUCGUCAGUCCUAGUUGUUGGAGCUGGAGGCUUGGGAUCACCAGCUCUUUUGUAUCUUGCAGCUUGUGGAGUCGGUCGAAUAGGUAUUGUUGAUCAUGAUGUAGUGGAGCUUAAUAAUAUGCAUAGGCAGGUUAUCCACACUGAAGCCUACAUCGGCAAGUCCAAAGUAGAAUCUGCUGCUGCUGCCUGUCGCUCGAUCAACUCCACAAUUAAUAUUGUUGAAUAUAGGGAAGCAUUACGAACAUCAAAUGCUUUAGAGAUCUUUAGCAAGUAUGAUUUAAUAAUUGAUGCCACAGACAAUGUCCCAAUUCGAUACCUGAUCAAUGAUUGUUGUGUUGUGUUGAAAAAGCCUCUUGUAUCCGGUGCUGCUCUAGGAUUUGAAGGACAGCUUACCAUUUACAACUACAAAGGUGGCCCAUGCUAUAGAUGCCUUUUUCCAGCUCCACCACCCAUGACAGCAUGUCAAAGAUGUUCGGACAGUGGUGUCCUUGGAGUAGUUCCUGGAGUCAUUGGAACUUUACAGGCCCUGGAGGCUAUAAAAAUUGCUAGUAAUGUUGGUGAGCCACUUUCAGGACGGAUGCUUAUAUUUGAUGCAUUGUCUGGAAGGAUUCGUGUGGUCAAAAUAAGGGGACAGUCACCACAAUGUGAAGCCUGUGGAGAAAAAUCCGCAUUCACCCCUGAACACUUUAGAGAAUAUGACUAUGAGAAGUUCACCCAGUCUUCCCUGUCUACAGCUCCUCCCAAGUUGAACCUUGUGCCGGCAGAUUCAAGAAUUAGCUGCAAGGAGUACAAUGAGAAGGUUGUCAAUGGAGAAGCACAUAUUUUGGUUGAUGUUCGGCCUGCUCAUCAUUUUGACAUAAUCUCACUUCCCAAUUCUCUUAAUCUCCCACUCUCAAGUUUGGAGUCCCGAUUGCCAGAAAUCUCUGCUGCUUUGAAGGAAGAGGAAACACGUAGAGGCAUUUCCGGUGCUCAUCUGUAUACAGUUUGCAGAAGAGGCAAUGAUUCACAGAGAGCUGUCCAAUUACUACACAAUCAUGGCUUCACCACAGCCAAGGACAUUGUCGGUGGAUUGACAGCUUGGCAAAAAGAAGUUGAUCCCAACUUCCCUGCCUACUAAUGACAUUCACACAACUUCUAAUCUUGUUAUUCACUUUGUAGAUUAGAACCUUUUUUGGCAUGGUUUGAAACCUUGAAACUUAAUUUGCUCAUUGCCUCUUCUCAAGUUCCCAUUGUAUGACAAUGAUAUACUUCAUAGCAAAUUACAUAAUAUUUUA
Chenopodium quinoa (quinoa) is the source of this 1669-nucleotide messenger RNA. RefSeq names its product adenylyltransferase and sulfurtransferase MOCS3-like. The transcript has 11 exons. Gene Ontology annotation, biological process: tRNA wobble position uridine thiolation. The record is from RefSeq and is a predicted model, not a curated record. Gene Ontology annotation, cellular component: cytoplasm; cytosol. NCBI's taxonomy places the organism in Eukaryota, Viridiplantae, Streptophyta, Magnoliopsida, Caryophyllales, Amaranthaceae. Gene Ontology annotation, molecular function: adenylyltransferase activity; URM1 activating enzyme activity; thiosulfate-cyanide sulfurtransferase activity. Bases 115 to 1512 code for a protein of 465 amino acids.